Molecule: messenger RNA, 327 nt
Organism: Rotaria sp. Silwood1
Lineage: Eukaryota; Metazoa; Rotifera; Eurotatoria; Philodinida; Philodinidae
Source: the annotation of a GenBank genome assembly
AUGAGUACAAAUAGUUACCGUCUUAAACAUUCAAUCGAUUCAGACGAAUUUGAAGAUCAAUCAAAAUCCACAUGGUGUCAUCGAAAUUGGUUUCGUCUAUUAUUUGUCAUCAUUCUUACUGUUUUAACAAUAGGAACUAUUUCAUACCUUAUUAUUGUACUAUACAAAGACGCACUUAAAGAGAAAGCAUUAGCUAAAAAGAAAAAGGAUUGGAUUAAAAAAUGGAAAAUAAUUGAACCAUAUGUAAAACAUUUUCCACUUGGAUUUAUGCUUGGUUUUAUACGAAAUCUUAUUGUAUUAGCCAUUGAAAGAUAUAUUGAUACUUAA